AUGGAUUUAACAGUAGAACCAAACUUACACUCUUUAAUUAAAUCUACUACUCAUAAGUGGAUUUUCGUCGGUGGUAAAGGUGGUGUCGGUAAGACCACCUCAUCAUGUUCCAUUGCCAUUCAAAUGGCUCUCGCUCAACCUUCCAAACAAUUCUUAUUAAUAUCUACUGAUCCUGCACAUAACUUGAGUGAUGCAUUUGGGGAAAAGUUUGGUAAGGAUGCUAGAAAAGUUACCGGGAUGGAUAAUUUGUCAUGUAUGGAAAUUGACCCAAGUGCAGCUUUGAAGGAUAUGAAUGAUAUGGCAGUGUCACGUUCUAAUGAACAAGGUGGAGCAGAUGAUGGUUUGGGCAACUUAUUACAAGGUGGUGCUUUAUCUGAGCUGACUGGUGCCAUUCCUGGUAUCGAUGAAGCUUUAUCUUUCAUGGAAGUGAUGAAACACAUUAAGAAGCAAGAGAAUGGGGAAGCUGAAAGUUUCGACACUGUUAUCUUUGACACUGCACCAACAGGUCAUACUUUAAGAUUCUUGCAACUACCAAACACUUUGUCUCAGUUGUUAGAGAAAUUCAGUGAAUUGAGUGGGAAAUUAGGUCCUAUGUUAAACAUGAUGGGUGCAGGUAACGUAGACAUUGCCUCUAAAUUAAAUGAAUUGAAAGCAAAUGUAGAAACCAUCAAACAACAAUUUACUGACCCCGAUUUGACUACUUUUGUCUGUGUUUGUAUUAGUGAAUUCCUAUCUCUGUAUGAAACGGAAAGAUUAAUUCAAGAAUUGAUCUCAUAUGAUAUGGAUGUCAACUCAAUUAUCGUCAACCAAUUACUGUUUGCUGAAUACGAUCAAGAACAUAACUGUAAGAGAUGUCAAGCCAGAUGGAAGAUGCAAAAGAAAUAUUUGGAUCAAAUCGACGAAUUGUAUGAAGAUUUCCACCUGGUAAAGAUGCCUCUAUGUGCUGGUGAAAUCAGAGGCCUAAAUAACUUAAAGAAAUUUUCUCAAUUCCUGGAUAAGGAAUAUGAUCCAACCGCAGAUGGUAAAUUGAUCUACGAAUUGGAAGAUAAGGAAUAG
This is a messenger RNA of Naumovozyma castellii, 1056 nucleotides long. RefSeq names its product guanine nucleotide exchange factor GET3 (gene GET3). The record is from RefSeq and is a predicted model, not a curated record. Bases 1 to 1056 code for a protein of 351 amino acids. The transcript has a single exon. Lineage: Eukaryota; Fungi; Ascomycota; Saccharomycetes; Saccharomycetales; Saccharomycetaceae.